AUGUCCGGUUUCUCGGAGACGGCAAUGCGGGAACGUCUAAGUAAACUUAGGCCCCAGCAGGACUGCAUUAAUACAUUAUCCCUGUGGUUAAUGCAUCACCAUCGACAUACCGACGAUAUUGUACAAAUAUGGCUGAAGGAAGUACGAAAAGAAACGAAUUCAGCUCAAAUUGUGAAUUUAAUUUACAUUGCAAACGAUGUGAUUCAAAAUAGUCGUAAAAAGAAUCCUGAAAUGGCAGUGAAGUUCUACACCGUCCUCGAGCCAGCGUUUCGACAUGCUGCCAAAAUUUCGGGUCCAGAGCUCGAUAAGGCGAUGAUCAAGACUCUCAACGUGUGGAGGGACAGACAGAUCUACAGUGAAGAACAAUUGGCUGCCCCGCCGGCUCCACCACCGGAAUUCGACUCAGAAGCAGUUAGCACUAAUGUCACAGACGUAUUAGAGUCAUUACGCAAACUGGAUUAUCCUCCUAGUGCAGACGCUGAAGUUAGGCAUAAAAUUGCUUCCUACUCUGAAAUGAUUGCAACACCGCAAUCACUUGACACCAUCAAGAACAGCGCACAAGCUAAAAAAUUACUGGAUGAAAUUGCGGAAGCUGAGCCGCUUGUGAAGGAUUACUGUCAAAGGCUAGCGGACGAAAUGCUUGAACGGCGAAACUUGCAAAAACUGUUUGAUGAUAUGAUCACCAAUGUUCGAGCGACGGUGGAUCUCCACGAAGGAUUACUGAAGGAGGUUAGAAGGAAGGAAGAUCGGGCUCGCAGUGAUCUCGCCGAAAUCAGAAAGGCGUUCGAUUCACUCCCAGAUCUUACUGAAGUGACCGAAGAUGCCCCUCUACCAACUCUAGAAAACCUCUUUGAUCUCUAA
Molecule: messenger RNA, 861 nt
Organism: Haemonchus placei
Lineage: Eukaryota; Metazoa; Nematoda; Chromadorea; Rhabditida; Trichostrongylidae
Source: the annotation of a GenBank genome assembly